Didymodactylos carnosus is the source of this 2096-nucleotide messenger RNA. Lineage: Eukaryota; Metazoa; Rotifera; Eurotatoria; Philodinida; Philodinidae. The record is from the annotation of a GenBank genome assembly.
AUAAACAUCAUACGGAAUAUCAAUUACACUCAUAAAUCCAGUUUUUCAUGGGCUUUAACCUGGUAUAAAUACUUUCUGAUAUUAUCUGUCCUUUAGGUUGUAGAAGGGGGAGGCAAAGAUUAUGUGGCACCCUUUAAUGAUCAAAUCAAUACAACAGUAGGACAUUUAAUUAAUACUGAUUCAACAACAGCAUCACAAUAUCAAUCAAUGACUAUCAAUGAUAAUAAUACGACUGAAUUAAAAAUUAUUUUAUGUUGCAUAUGUGAACAAUCAAAUCUAUUUCAAUUUAAAGAUUUAGUACAAUGUGGUGGAUUCCAAUAUCUUAAUCAAAUAUUGAACGAUAUAUCAGAAACAUUAGUUGAUAUCAUCAAUGAUAAACAACAUACAUUUCCAGAAUUUAUUCAAGGUUUUUUAACGCCAAUUAUGUAUUUAUUGAAACGACAACCAAAUUUAGAUGAUUUUCUCAAUACAUUAAAAUUUAAAUAUGUAGAAAUGCAACAACGUAUGAAUGAUCAAUCAAAAGAAACAAUAAAUCUAAGUUUACGAAUGUUAUUACAUGUUUUAUUUAUGAAUUCUGAUUUAUUUUUAAGACGAAUUCUAAUGUCUUUAUUAAGUAAACGUAAUCCUGUACCAUUUAUUUCACCAAAUAUUGUUCAUGGGAAUAAAAAUGAACAAUAUGAAUUUGUCCUUGAUAUAAUUCAUGUAUGGAAUUAUACAAGACCAACGAUAUUAUCAUUUGGUAUUGGUCCAUGUCAUGGUAAAUCAACAUUAUUAAAUAAAUUAUUUAAAUCGACAUUCGAACAAAGCGUUAAUAGUAUUUAUUUUCAACAAACAAUUGAUAUUGAUUUUCGUUAUAAUUUUUUUGAUUCUGAACAAAUAAUAAAUAUUGCUGAUACACAUGGUCAAAUAGAAAAAAAAUUAUUACGUAAAAUUCACAAAUUAUUUGAUGAAUUUUUAAUACAAAUUGAUAAAACAUAUUUCGAUCAGCAACCAAAAGCUUUACUUGAAUAUAUUGAACUUUUAUCAGAAGAAAAAUUUCAAAUGAUUAUUAUACGUGAUACACCGAAACAAAGUUUACAAGAAUGUUCACUGAAAAUUAAUACAACACUGAAACAAUCUGAAUCGGAUUUAUCACAACAAUUAUAUGUUUAUCCAUUAAUAAACAUUUCCAAUACAGAUAAUCGAAAUAGUGUCUUAGCUAUUGAACAUUUACGUAAAGAAAUAUUUAAAAAAAUAAACGAAAAAAUACAAAUAAUCAAUGAUAAAGAUGAAAUAUUACUAAACUUACAAAAGCUGAUGGAAAAAGAUUAUGCUGAAUCUUUGAAAAAAAUGAAUAAAAUAAUUCAACCAUUAAAAAGUUGUUUAUUACAAAAGAACGAAUAUCAAAAUCAACAAAACUUUCCAUUAUACUUAAAGUUUCAAGAAUUAUGUAAAUUACGACGAGAACUAAAACGAUUUAGUUUUUAUGAAGAAAGUAAAACUAUAUUAGAAAUUCAUAAAAAAAUAUACGAAUUAGAAAAUGAAUUAGAUCCGCAUACAAAAACAUCUUCAUCAAUUAAAUGCGGCUAUGUUUUUUAUUCAUUCAUUGAAGUAUUCAAAUCAGACAAUAUGUUUAGACUUAUGAGUUUAGACUUAUUAUCAUCAGAAUUGAAAUAUGAAUUAUCAAGUUUGAGUGGUAAUAAAUCGAUCAGUGAUUUAUCAGUUGAAAAUGCAUUUUUAUCAUUAGAUGUACUUUGGAGAAAUUCAAUUGUUUGUUAUGGUCAUGCUACAAAUGAUAUACAAAAUUUAAUAACAAAUUCUUAUAGUGAUUUUGUUGCAGCUGGUUUCCCAUUUGAAAUAAUUGACGGUGAUAAUUUUCAUUUUCAACAUGAAUUUUUAAGAAAAAUUUUUAACAAAAAUUUCAACAAUUUUGCUUUCGAACGAAUAUUAGUUAUUAGUAUUAUUGGUUCACAAAAUACUGGGAAAAGUACAUUAUUAAAUUAUACAUUUGGUACAUUAUUUGAUGUCAGAGAAGGACGUUGUACAAGAGGUAUUUAUGGUUCUUUAGUCAAAUCGAAUCGACGGGAUUUUGAUUAUAUUUUGCUUAUUGAUACAGA